CGGAGCUGUAGUCUGCGAAGCUCAGGCACCCAGGGGCCGAGGGACGAGGUCCGGACUUGGGGGCCGCGCGCGGCCGUCAUGAAACUGACGCGGAAGAUGGUCCUGACCCGGGCUAAGGCCUCGGAGCUGCACAGCGUGCGGAAGCUCAACUGCUGGGGCAGCCGUCUCACGGAUAUCUCCAUAUGCCGAGAGAUGCCCAGCCUGGAGGUGAUCACACUCAGUGUCAACAGCGUCUCAACCUUGGAGCCUGUGAGCCGCUGCCGCCGCCUGAGUGAAUUGUACUUAAGGAGGAACCGUAUCCCCAGCCUGGAUGAACUCUUCUACCUGAAGGGGCUGCCACACCUCAGGGUGCUGUGGCUGGCUGAGAACCCAUGCUGUGGCCCUAGCCCACACCUCUACCGCAUGACAGUGCUACGCAACCUGCCACAUCUGCAGAAGCUAGACAACCAGGCGGUGACCGAGGAGGAGCUGACCCGCGCGCUGAUGGAGGGGGAUGAGAUCACAGCCGCCCCAGACAGGGAGGGCACAGGCCAGGGCCAUCAAGAGCUGCCCGACACACUGAGCUCCAUUAGCUCCGCCACUGAGACCAACCCGGACACGCUGAGCUGCAUGGAUGAGGAGGCAGACUGUGUCCAAGGCCACCUCAGCUUGAAGAACCCUGCCAGGGACCGGUUUCCUUCUUUCUCACAGAGGGACACUGAGAGCAGUCACAAAAACAGGAAUGUACUGACAGCCGUGCUGCUAUUGCUGCGGGAGCUGGAUGUGGAGGGGCUGGAGGCCGUGCAGCAAGUCGUCAGCAGCCGGCUGCAGUUACUGCACAGGCAGGAGCUGCAGGAGGACACAGAGUGACAUGAGCCCAGUACACCCUGUUGCUGAUCCUGUCUGUUCCACAGAGCCUGGCCCAUAUCAGACAAGGGCAGGCCAGAUGCCAGCAGGCAGACCUGUGUUGGUAGAGGUGCCUACCCAUGCCAGGACCAUCCUCAGACUUGACUGCAGAGGCCAUGAGGGUCUAGGCUUUACCUGCUGCCCUCCCCAUGAAGCACUUCCUGGUGAUGGAGCAGACAGCUUGGUGGCAGGUGCAGUCUUGUCAUUCUCUUCAAGUUGGUGCCACUUCACAGCUUCUGAGGAGCAAUUUUGCCACUUGGUCCUUAGUGGUAAGGUAGUCCACCAGAGGGACAGCAACCUUCACCUCAAAGCUGGCAUCAUGGCCAUGCCCAGGAAGGACUUUGUCUUCUCAGCAGGCCUGGGCAGGAUCUCCCUUCUUUAAGGAACCUUGCAAUUGUGGGGAGGGCGAGCUGAGCCUUCAUGAGGCCCGUGGACACCCUUACCCACCAGUCUGGGACACAGGCGUCCUGGCGAUCCUGCUAGGAUACUGGGAACCAGGGUUAACGCUGUAGCCCAGAGCCAUCCUGGGGUGCCCAGUGAGUGACCUGCCAGCAGAUGCAGUGAUCAGAGAAGCAUGCAUGCCUUCUCCGCCUCCUCUUGGUGUCAGGGCCAUCUCUGAGGCACCCACAUCCAUGCUGUUGAGAGCACAUCUGGUCACAGGACAGCUAUGUAAUCCAGUAAGCCAGCCAUGGUGACAGCAUCCAGAAGGCCAGGGCUUACAAUGCAGAUCAUUACGCUGGUGCCUCAUGACAAGGCUGUGGCCAGUGCCAGCUGUGUGAGGCCCAGCGGAGGGCUCUGUGCACUAGACUUGGGCACAACCCGGGGGCUUGGUCUGUCAAGGUUCUCUUGUACAUUCUUCAGGACCCAUGUAGUCACAGUGGGAGAACAUCUGAUUGUCCCAGGCCUGUGUCUGCCUCCUGUGGUCACUCAGGUGAAUAAAGUGCUGUCUUUUGGGCA
This is a messenger RNA of Octodon degus (degu), 1842 nucleotides long. RefSeq names its product chromosome unknown C21orf2 homolog (gene Cfap410). The record is from RefSeq and is a predicted model, not a curated record. Gene Ontology annotation, molecular function: protein binding. Gene Ontology annotation, biological process: cytoskeleton organization. NCBI's taxonomy places the organism in Eukaryota, Metazoa, Chordata, Mammalia, Rodentia, Octodontidae. The transcript is spliced from 7 exons. Bases 79 to 849 code for a protein of 256 amino acids.